Molecule: messenger RNA, 8275 nt
Organism: Cavia porcellus (domestic guinea pig)
Lineage: Eukaryota; Metazoa; Chordata; Mammalia; Rodentia; Caviidae
Gene: Tsc1
Product: TSC complex subunit 1
Exons: 23
Coding region: 407-3907 (1166 amino acids)
Biological process (GO): negative regulation of cell population proliferation; negative regulation of TOR signaling; regulation of cell cycle
Cellular component (GO): TSC1-TSC2 complex
Source: RefSeq, a predicted model, not a curated record
UUUUUUUGUUUUUCCUCAGCCAGUCCGCAUCUCUCGUCAUGCGAGGGACUGCCUGUUAACAUCCGGCUAGGUCGCGCAGCUCGGUUUUCGCUGCUUAGAUUCGCGGGGGCGGCGGCGCCCGGCGGGAGACUCUUUUUCAUGGCGGAAGCUUUCGCGGACCGCGGACGCUUCACGACGGGGGGAGGGGCUGUGCGUCCAAGAUGGCGGCGCCCUGUAGGCUGGAGGGACUGUGAGGUAAACAGCUGAGGGGGAGGAGACGGUGGGGACCAUGAGAGACACCAGGUUGAGGACACUGGAAACUGAAGUUCCAGUUACCCCCGGAACAGUCUGGUAGUGGCCCUGAUGAAGAGCUGGCGGAGCUUUUAAUGCACGUCCUGGAGCCAGCACAGCACAGGGGCGAGAGAGGAUGGCCCAGCCCACAAACGUUGGGGAACUGCUCUCCAUGCUGGAUUCGCCCACGCUGGGUGUGCGGAACGAUGUGACAGCUGUCUUUAAAGAGAACCUCAACUCCGACCGAGGGCCUAUGCUCGUGAACACGUUGGUGGACUAUUACCUGGAAACCAGCUCCCAGCCGGUGUUGCACAUCCUGACUACCUUGCAAGAGCCACACGACAAGCACCUUUUGGACAAAAUCAAUGAGUACGUGGGCAAAGCCGCCACCCGAUUGUCCAUCCUCUUGUUGCUGGGCCACGUCGUGAGGCGGCAGCCGUCAUGGAAGCACAAGCUCUCUCAGGCGCCUCUUCUGCCUUCUCUGCUGAAAUGUCUCAAGGUAGACACUGAUGUUGUCGUGCUCACAACAGGCGUCUUGGUGUUGAUCACCAUGCUGCCGAUGAUCCCACAGUCCGGGAAGCAGCAUCUGCUUGAUUUCUUUGAUAUCUUUGGCCGUCUUUCAUCAUGGUGUCUGAAGAAACCAGGCCACGUGACGGAAAUCUACCUUGUCCAUCUCCAUGCCAGUGUUUAUGCCCUCUUCCAUCGUCUUUAUGGGAUGUACCCCUGCAACUUCGUCUCCUUUCUGCGUUCUCACUACAGCAUGAAGGAAAACCUGGAGACUUUUGAAGAAGUGGUCAAGCCAAUGAUGGAGCAUGUGCGAAUUCACCCUGAAUUAGUGACUGGAUCCAAGGACCAUGAACUGGACCCUCGAAGGUGGAAGAAAUUAGAUACUCAUGAUGUUGUCAUAGAAUGUGCCAAAAUCUCUCUGGACCCUACAGAAGCCUCCUAUGAAGACGGCUACUCGGUGUGCCAUCAGCUGUCCACCCGCUUCCCUCACCGCCCCGCAGAUGCCACCUCCAGCCCUUACGUCGACACACAGAACAGCUGUGGGAAUGCUACUUCCACCCCUUGCUCCGCCUGCCGGCCGACGCUCUUCAGCACACCAGGGCAGCUAGCGCCGGGGCUGAGUCUCCCGUCCACACAGCCGUUACCUGAGCCGCCACAACCUGUUCUUUGGAGCCCAUCUGUGGUUUGUGGUAUGACCACUCCCCCAACAUCUCCUGGAAAUGUCCCACCUGAUCUGUCACACCCAUAUAGUAAAGUCUUCGGCACAACUGGUGGCAAGGGGACUCCCCUGGGCACCCCCGCAACGUCUCCCCCCCCAGCCCCGCUCUGCCAUCCAGAUGACUACAUGCACAUCUCACUCCCCCAGGUCUCAGCCAUACCCCACCGGAAGGAAGAGAGAGCAGAGUCUGCGCGGCCGUGUCUCCACAGACAGCCCCAUCUCCCGAACGACAGAGGGCCUGAAGAGCUGCCCAGCGGCCAGGGCUCUGUCACUCUGAGUGACCUGCAGGAAUUCCUAGGUGACCUGGCCUCCGAGGAAGACAGUGUUGAAAAAGCUAAGGAAGAAGCUGCCAUAUCUAAAGAGCUUUCUGAGAUCACCACUGCAGAGGCGGAGCCUGUGGGUCCUCGCGGGGGCUUUGACUCUCCCUUCUACCGGGACAGCCUCUUGGGUUCUCAGCGGAAGACGCACUCGGCUGCCUCCGGGACGCAGGGCUCCAGCGCAAACCCCGAGCCUUUACACUCCUCUCUGGACAAGCUCGGGCCCGACACACCAAAGCAAGCCUUUACCCCUAUAGAUCUACCCUGCGGCAGAGCCGACGCCAGCCCUGCUGAGGACAGGGACCGCCAGGCUUCCUUGGAGACCAGCAUCUUCACUCCCAGCCCAUGCAAAAUUCCACCCAGGAGGGGAGCGGACUUUGGAAGCGGGCAGCCUCCCCCGUAUGAUCAUCUCUUUGAGAUGGCCUUGCCAAAGACUGCCUGCCACUUUGUCAGCAGGAAGACUGAGGAGCUGUUAAGGAAAGCAAAAGGAAGCCCCGAGGAAGACCCCACGCCCUCUACCUCCCCAAUGGAAGUACUGGAUAGACUGAUACAGCAGGGUGCAGACGCACACAGCAAGGAGCUUAGCAAGUUGUCCUUACCCAGCAAGUCUGUCGACUGGACCCACUUCGGAGGCUCCCCGCCCUCGGAUGAGAUCCGCACCCUCCGAGACCAGCUGCUGUUACUGCACAACCAGUUACUCUAUGAGCGCUUUAAGAGGCAGCAGCACGCUCUGCGGAACAGACGGCUCCUCCGCAAGGUGAUCAGAGCAGCGGCUCUGGAGGAACACAAUGCUGCUAUGAAAGAUCAGCUGAAGCUCCAAGAAAAAGACAUCCAAAUAUGGAAGGUGAGUCUACAGAAAGAACAAGCCAGGUACAGUCAGCUGCAGGAGCAGCGUGACACCGUGGUGACCCAUCUCCACAGCCAGAUCAGACAGCUGCAGCACGACCGAGAAGAAUUCUACAACCAGAGCCAGGAGUUACAGACGAAGCUGGAGGACUGCAGGAACAUGAUCUCUGAGCUCCGCGUGGAGCUGAAGAAGGCCAACAACAAGGUGUGCCACACGGAGCUGCUGCUCAGCCAGGUCUCCCAGAAGCUCUCCAAUAGCGAGUCAGUGCAGCAGCAGAUGGAGUUCCUGAACAGGCAGCUGCUGGUGCUCGGGGAGGUCAAUGAGCUGUACCUGGAGCAGCUGCAGAACAAGCAUGCAGACACCGCCGAGGAAGUGGAACUGAUGAGAGCUGCGUAUCGGAAGGAACUAGAGAAAAGCAGGAGCCACGCUCUCCAGCAGAAUCAGAGACUCGACACAUCCCAGAAGCGGGUUUUGGAACUGGAAUCUCAUCUGGCCAAGAAAGACCACCUUCUCCUGGAGCAGAAGAAGUACCUGGAGGAUGUCAAGUCCCAGGCAAGAGGACAGCUGCAGGCUGCAGAGAGCAGGUACGAGGCUCAGAAGAGGAUCACCCAAGUGCUUGAGUUGGAGAUCUUAGACUUGUACAGCAGGCUGGAGAAAGACGGCCUCCUGCAUAGGCUCCAAGAGGAAAAGGCGGAAGCGGCAGAAGCUGCAGAAGAAAGGCUUGACUGUUGCAAUGAUGGCUGCUCAGAUUCUGUGGAAGGGCGCAAUGAAGAGGCGUCUGGGCACAACGGUGAAGCCAAGACUCCCAGGCUUGGCAGCGUGCGGGGGAGCAGUGGAGGCCGAGGAGCCGGAGGUGGCGGCGGUGGCAGCAGCAGCAGCAGCGAGCUGUCCACCCCGGAGAAACCCCCAAGCCAGAGGGUGGGCCCCUUUGGUAGUCGGAGGGAAGCUGCCCUGGGCGAGCCCAGCCCCGGCAUCCCAACCGUCGGUUCACUGCCCAGUUCAAAAAGCUUUUUGGGCAUGAGGGCUCGAGAGUUGUUUCGAAACAAGAGUGAGAGCCAGUGUGAUGAGGACUGCACGGCCAUCUGCAGCCUCCCUGAGAGCCUGAAGGCGGAGCUCGGCAAAGACUCAGAUGUGGAGGCCAGGCCUGCUCUGAACCUGGACGGCCCGCACCCUUCUCCCCCGAGUCUGGACAGCGUGGGGCAGCUCCGAAUCAUGGACUACAACGAGGCCCACCACGAACACAGCUAAGGGGUUCAGUCAGUGUUAAUCUGCGUCUUGUUGGCAUAGAGCAGGAGGUGUGAAUGCAUGUCCAGGCCUUCCCGUCCCUGGGGCUGAGUGGCUGCUCACGUGUGGAAGUGGGAGAGUGAUGCGGAACGGUUUGCAGGUCUGACAUUGAGAUGCCUCUUGGCCUCCCCUCACCCUUGCCCUGAAGCUUUCUUUACCGUCAGUGUGUACUAACCGAGGGCCAGUGGGUGCUCUUCACAGCUUUAUUUUCUUCCUCCCCCAUGGUUACGUCCUUGAACCUGUGCAAUACGAGGCCAAAUCCCACCUUUGAGUCUGCUGCCCUCUGCUUUCCUGACGCUCAGAUCGCUAGGUGGUUCCCGGUCAGACCGGGCAGGUGGUGGCCACAGGUAAGUCUGAUCUGUCCCUUCUGUGAGAUGUGGCCUGCAGAGCAGAUCAUCUUUGUGAGAGCAUCUGGGGGGGCCUUUCCCUGUGUUUGGAUCCUAAAGUGCAGCGUCUGCAGCAGCAGAUCUAGAAAACAGUGGUUGGCUCAUCCCUCCAUCCUUUGGCGGUUCCGAUCCACUCCGAGCAGGUUCCCUGUGGACAGGCGCCUGUUGUUUCCUGAGUGUAGCCGGCACUGUGGAGGCCACCCCUCCUCAUCCCUACUCCUGUCCCCGUCCCUCCUUCCCCCACUACCUCUUAUUUAUUUGGUGUUUGCUUGAAUGCCGGUACCACGCUGAGCCUGUGCAAGUGGGGGCGUAGGUGUGUGCCCCAGGCAGCAGGGGGAGUCCCUCAGAGAGGUCCCCGGAGCUCCCUGGGUGGGAGCGGUGCCCUUGACUGGGUCAGCUGCUGAGCCUUUGGGUUAGCCCUUUGGUCUGGCUGCCUUCCCUGGAGCUCCCUGUGCCUCAUUUGUGUCACCUGCUUUGUGACACUGCAGCAGAGAGGCCAAGAAGGUCCAAAGCUGCUUCAGAGCUCCUGUGACCAUUUUUCAGGCUGGGGUUGCCCCACCACAGUUUGUCAGUUAUAAGUCCCCGAAAAGGUUGCCCCUUUUUCACACCGUUACUACCAGGGCCAGUGGUCUCGGGAGUUUGACGUUGUCACCUGGCCUACAAUAGGGAUUGUAGUGCCCAAGAGCGUGCUGGCAAAGGCCAACUGCCUGUACCCACUGGGCUGCACCACAUUGUCAUGGAGGUGCCACCAGUCAGACUCUGAUGUCAGGGAAUCCACACCCAACAACUGCACCUGAGUAAGAAGAGCUAGAAGCCUGAAAGCUGAUGUCUAGUAGUCCAGCCCAGGGGAAACUCGGCGGAAAGGAGCCCUGUUUCUGUUCUUUAGAGAAAAGAAGGGUUCAACCAUAAAGCAAAAGAAACCAACGGUACGAAACUGGCACACUCUGUGGGAGCCUCCAGCACCUGAGGGGCAGGCUGUGCCUUUUCUCAGUGUGGCAGGAAGGACCUCAGCAUCUAGACCCACGGGAGCCAGCCCGACGGAGACUCGGUGCUGCCAUGGCAACUGGGGGUAUGAGCCGACAGGCAACCUGGGGGAGGGCGUGGCCCUGCCCUCCGCACACAGAGCCCAGGGCUGCAGGCUGUCCCUGGAGCCCCAGCAAGGCCAGGCCUGUAUCCAGUGUAGGGUGCAGGGCAGCCAGGCCUCCUGCUCCGGCACUGGACAAGAGUGACGUGAACAGGAAGGAAGCAGGACAAGUUAGCAAGUGACGUCAGUGUGGAAUGCUCUCCUGUUCUCCCAAGUCCAAGACAUCUGGGCCACAGAACAAAGCUGCCAGCCACUGUGUCAGAGCCUUUUCCUUAAUUAGCAGAGGAAAACGUAAGAAAGAAAAAUCUAUUUUGAAGGCUGAUGGAUUGUGAAGGGGGCAGCAUGGGGGUGGGGAGGUGCUGUGGCGACUGCUCGGGUGCUGCGCACGGCUUCCCUGCCCCGGCUGUCUGUCCCCCCAGCUCUGCGGCCCAGUGGGCCUGGGCCUCACUACUCACAGCCCUUGCUGUAGAGGAGGCCGUGGCUUUAGUUAGCUGAGCUGCAGAGAAAUGGGCAACUUGGAGCCACAGGGAAGUCUCUGCUGCACUGGUGGGCUUACAUGGUGCAGAAGACUCCGAGGUCGACUUGAGAGCUCACACUCUUUCCUGCCGAGAGCCGUGUGCUGCUAGAUACUGCAUCAGUCACCGGUGCUGGGGCAGGCGGCGUAAACACAGGAAGGUGACAGGUCAGAGAAGGUGACAGGCCCAAGAGGCACAGAGGCCUGCACACAGAAAUGAGGCAGCUCAUGGGGCAACAGAGCCUGUCUUGACGCUGGCUGAGGCGCCUGGGGUCUGUGGUGCUGGCACUGGGUGGCCUCUGGCAUGAUUGCUGUGAUCCUACACUGUGAUCCCAUGCUGCGGGGGUGAGAUGUGAGACUUCCACCCCUCCUGACGCCACCAGGGUCAUCAGGACUGCAGGGAGCCUAGGUCUGUGUCUCAGGCCGCCCCGCAUCUGUUUAAAAAGCGCUGCAGUGUGGUCUGGGGUGCAGGGGAAGGAGGAAGUAAGCUCCUGAGCAGCUGCAGGAACCUCUGUGGGCUUCUAGAUGCUCCUGGUAGGCGCUGCCAUAAGGGUGUAAAAACUGUUUCUGUGGAGCUGGGAGAAGUGUAUGGUGAUGAGUCUGCGGAGAGGCUUGAGAGGAGGUGGUGUUGGGGCGUUCCUUGGCUCCAGAGGUUCCAAGAGGGCCCUUGGAAGUGAGUGCUCAGAUAGCAUCACCAAGGCGAGGCCUGUGACUACUCUAGGUUUCCGCAGCUUCCGGGGAAGGCGCCGCCUGGCUAUGGGGAGCGUGCUGCAUGUGGUGUGGUUGGGCCAGCGGCCCUGUGUCACCCAGGAGAAGCUGAAAGCCACUGACGGUCAGAGAACGUGGCCUCCUCCUGACCUUCCCACUACAGUCAGAGGCCAGAACUGCCUGGGCCAAAAAAGCAGCAAACCCCCAGACUGAGUGUCGAGCAGCCUGUAGCUCCCAGCGCCUUUGUUGAGAUGGAAACAGCCAUUGCUGGAAGAGGGCACAGUGGCCUUGGGGGGAUGCGCCAUGGCUGGACCGCAGAGCUCACAGUGGUGUUAGGGGGAGGAAGGUGGGUGUGUGUCCCCGCUGACGGUAAAGUGAGUGUGCUGUGGCCAGCUGAGGGAACUGUCCUCGGAGUACCAGAGCCUAUCCUGAAGCCCGAGAGGACUGGAGGGCAGACGGAAGUACUGGUGGUGGUGGUUCCUGCUGAGCACGAAGUGGGCGGGAGGCAGUAUGGACCGGUCGGGAAGAUAUGGGCACAGCACAAGCUCCGCCCCAUGGUAGAGGAUGCCCCUGGGAAGCUGGCAUCCGAGGGUGCAGAGCCCCAGGCCAUGCCCUGCAGGGACCUCCCCUUCGCUCUCCAAGGUGCAGGCUCUGAAGUUGGUUCCCAUGAGUGUUGGAAAGAGCCCAGUCUGACAUGCAGAGCCCUGGGCUCCGCGUCCCCCCACCCCUGACUGCUGCAGUCACCGUGCGCUCAGCACUUCCGUAGGUAAAGAGCAGGUUAGGUCAGGGCCUGGCCCUUAGGCUGCUCCUGGGACCUGGUUCCCAGGUUGCUUGUUGUCUCCCAGCCUCCCCAGCCAGCUGGGGCCGCUGGCGUGUUCGUCUUUGCUGCGCUGUCCUGCAGGCUGUAAGCACUCGUGAGAGAAGAGUGGCUGCAACCACAGGGACCCCUCCCCAGUUCCCUGCAAGCACCCUCUCCACCCUCCCUGCACCCCCGACCACUUUUGGCUAUGCGAUGAGUGAAUGAAGCCCCAGGCGCUUUGUGGCCAUCCCGGUGCUGUCAUCCUCCCCCCGGGAGGAGGAGCCUGUGGGGCCCUUAGACUAGAUCCUGUAGUGGAGACCGCCAGGACCCCACACACCUUGCAUAGUGCUGGACCAGGAGGGCGUGGUGCUGUGUAGCAUGCGCCGGCUCAUUUGUGAGGCGGCCAGGCACUUUGCACUAAGGAGAAUCAGUGAUCUCUCCCUAGAGAACGUCUGUGGACCACAAGCGCAUUACAGAGGGACAGGUUUGCUAAGCUGAAAUCUAGUUUUAUAAGUCAAUCAUGGAUGAACCAUAUGUGGGUAACGAGUUUAAAGGGAUCUCAUCAGUGAGAAGAACUCGACUUUUUAAACAGACUGCUUUUAGUUAAAUGGACGAAAGUCACUUCUUGUCACAAGGUUUAAACUUUGCUGCCUUGAUCUUAAAAGCAUGUUAAACAGUCCACCUCAGAUGCCAUAAAUAUGAAUUGCAAGAGAACCUGGUACAAUCUCAGUGAGGGGAAGCUGGGCUCAGAAGGGGGUGCUGUCCUUCUUAGGUGUUCUGCAGUGUCAAGGCAGUUGCUUGUGUUUAACUGUGAACAAAUAAAAUUUAUCGUUUUGCACUA